Messenger RNA from Emericellopsis atlantica, 1670 nucleotides. RefSeq names its product family 76 glycoside hydrolase. Lineage: Eukaryota; Fungi; Ascomycota; Sordariomycetes; Hypocreales; Bionectriaceae. The record is from RefSeq and is a predicted model, not a curated record. The coding region runs from base 111 to 1490 and encodes 459 amino acids. Gene Ontology annotation, molecular function: mannan endo-1,6-alpha-mannosidase activity. The transcript is spliced from 3 exons. Gene Ontology annotation, biological process: fungal-type cell wall biogenesis; carbohydrate catabolic process.
UGUCACGACUCACGGCGAUCACCACAACAUCCAGCAUCCACAAUCGUUCUAACCUGAGUUCUCACCAGACUCAACUCAGUCACUCGUUUAGAUUUUUACGACUCAGCAGCAUGAGAGGACUUCACAUCACGCCGCUCUACGCGGCCAACCUCCUCAGUCGCAGCCUCUUUGGCGUGGCGGCAGCGGACCUGACCAUUGACUCACGCGACGACAUGGUCGAAACGGCUGGCAUCCUCGCCGAGGACCUCAUGUCGUACUACGACGGCGACAAAGCCGGCCACACACCGGGCCUUCUGGAGCAGCGAGAAGUCUACUUCUACCAGAGCGGCGUAUUUAUGAGCACCUUUGUCAACUACUUCCACCUCACGGGCGACGAUACCUACAACGACCUUGUUCAGCAAGGCGUGCUGUUCCAAGUCGGCGACCGCGAGGACUUCAGGCCCAACAACGAGACAGCCAGACUCGGAAAUGAUGACCAGUGCUACUGGGCCCUCACAGCCAUGGCGGCUGCCGAGUAUGAUUUCCCCGACCCGUCCAAGGGCGAGCCGCAAUGGCUAGAUCUCGCCAAGACCGUCUACAGCGACCAGGUCGAUCGACUCGACAACAAGUGCGGCGGCGGUCUGCGUUGGCAGAUAUUCGACUUUAACGUCGGGUACAACUACAAGAACGUGAUUUCGAGCGGAUGCUUGGCCAACCUCGCCGCGCGUCUGGCCCUGCACACGGGCGACGACAAGUACGUCGACACGGUCGAGGAGCUCUGGGACUGGCUCUCAGAAUCGGACCUCAUCGACGCGGACUCUGGGGCCGUCUACGACGGGGUCACAAUUAGAAGUGGUCAAGAGUGCGACCCGGACGCUUCCCAGGUAUCGGGCAAUGCUGCCAUCUUGACUUACACGGCGGCCGUCAUGUACAACCAGACCGACGGCUCCGACACCUGGCGUAAACGGCUAGAGAAGCUCUCUGGGUCGUUGCUCGAUACGUUCUUUGAAGACGGCGUGGCCAUUGAGGCGCAAUGUGAACCUUACAUGGUCUGCACCACCGACAUGCCCACCUCCAAGGGCCUCAUGCUGCGCUGGCUGGCGUCCACCGCUCGCCUUGCUCCGUUCCUCGCGGACAAGAUCCAGUCGAAGCUGAAGACCACGGCACAGGCUGCCAUUGACCAUUGCAAGGGCGACAAGUCGGAGCGCGAGUGUAGCAUCUACUGGUCCAACGCCACUUUUCACAAACCCGAGGAGAGUGGAGUUCUCGAGAAGAUGGCCGCCCUGUCGUCUGUGCAGAGUCUUCUCGCUCUUUCAGGCGACGUCCCGGCUAAGGAUUCGUCUGACAAGGACGGGUCUUCGGACAACAGCUCGGGAGAUGACGUGGAGGAUGAGCCCACCCCCACAGAGUCAGGGUCGGCCGAGGGAACGGAUGAACCGGAUGCAGGAUACAAGCAGGCAUCGGCGGCAAAUCUCUUGCUGCUUGUAUGCGCUGCAUUGGCUUUGGUCUAAGGAGUCCAUAUGUUCGCGGAUGUGCAGAUGUCUACGUGGCCGUGACUAUUCUGAAGCCGUUUGGGUCCAAGCCCCUCUAAGCAACUUUGAUAGCGAAGACAAAUUGACAGGCUUGGGUAUUAUGUUCCGCUAAGAUGAUAACUACAAAUAGACGUCUAUCAAUCAACCCGCUACACUCUA